UCAUCUUCCUUGCUACAGGCCUGAGACAAUUUUUUUGAAGAAAAUUGUAGAUACCAUUUACACUAAGCUUGAUCGCAAACAAGUUCAUCUUCCACCCAAUCUAAUUGGAAUGGAUGCUCGAGUUAAAGAGAUCAAUUCAUGGUUAAAUCAACCGGAUAGUGGGUUUUUGGUAAUUUGUGGCAUGGGAGGAAGCGGCAAGACAACUCUGGCCCGAUACAUUGUUUAUUCAAAUUGGCAAAAUUUUGAUAACAUAAGUAUAGUUUAAGUUUGAAGAGGCCUUACGAACAAACAAGGCACUUAUUGUUCUUGAUGACAUUGUUGAACAAAGCCAAUUGUCUGCUUUCCUGGGUAGCGGGAAUAUAAAUAAACAAAGCAAGAUUGUAAUAACAACUAGGGAAACUAAUACAUUCAAAUGGUUUGAGUUCCGAUCUUGGAGGUGUCAGGAGUACAAAAUGGAAUUACUAGAUGAUGAUGAAUCAUUAGAGCAGUUAAGUCUUCAUGCCUUUAGAUCCAAAGUUGUGAUGGAAGGAUAUGAGGAGCUUGCAAAAAAGGUAUUAAAGUAUUGUGAAGGUAAUCCACUAGCUCUUGAAGUGUUGGGUUCCUCUUUACAAGAAGAUAAUAGCAUCCGAUCUUGGAAAACUGCACUAAAUAUGUUGGGUAAAGCUAUGCACCCUGGAAUUCAUCGUGUACUCAUAAGGAGCUACAAUUUGUUACCAUAUUACAUUGAUAGAGAGCUGUUUUUGCAUAUUGCUUGUUUCUUUAUUGGCGAAGACAUGGAUUAUGUGGUAAAAAUAUUGGAGCAUGAUUACUUGGCAAUGUCUAGGAUCAAGACAUUAACUAAGAGAUGCCUUCUUUCUAUUUCACCAAACAAAAAACUGUUGAUGCAUUCAUUACUUCAAGAAAUGGGGAGAACAAUAGUCCAUCAAGAAUCACCCAAAGAUCCUGCAAAACGAGUAGAUCCUGCAAAACGUAAUAGAGUCUGGUGCAAUAAGGGUUCAAAUACCAUGGAAGGUCUAGCACUUGACAUGAAGAUAUUGAGGGAAGGCAAGUAUGCAUACAAGGAGUCAACUUUUCGGACAGAUGCACUUAAAAAUAUGGAUGAACUAAAAUUGCUCCAGCUCAAAUAUGUGGAACUCACUGGAUCCUAUGAGAAUUUUUCAGAAAAAUUAAGAUGGAUCUGCUGGAUUGGGUCCCAUUUAAGAACCAUACCUCGUGACUUAUACCUGGGAAACUUGGUUGCUUUAGAUAUGAGCUACAGCUGCUUGGAAAUAUUUGAACUGCCCAUGAUUCUUCAAUCACUAGAGGUUCUAAAUCUCAAAGACUCGCACAAUCUACGUGAGAUCCGCAACUUCUCGUUACUCCCUAAUCUUGAGACUUUGAUUCUUUGGAACUGCUUCAAUUUGUCAUAUGUAUGUGAAACCAUUGGAGGCCUCAAGAAUCUUCUUCUUUUAAACAUGAUAGGGUGUGAAAAGUUGUGCAAGAUUUCAGGGAAGAUAGCUAACUUUUCAUUGCCCGAUACAUUACAACGGUUAUUCCUCAAGGACUGCUAUAUUGAGUGUACUGAUUGUUUUUCUCUGAGAUUCAGUGCUCAGUCGUUUUUACAGUACUUAAGUUUAGGCAACAGUCUCUUCGAAUUCUUGCCUAAUUACAGUCAUCUUAAAAGUCUCAGGGUCCUUGACUUGACUUUGUGCUUCAGACUUAAACAGCUUUUAUGUCUGCCAAGUACACUUGCGGAGUUAUACGUAUAUUACUGCGUCUCUCUGGAGAAAAUAACUUUCCAAUCAUGUGAAUUCACAUUGCAAGAGUUUGGCUAUGAGGGAUGUACUAGUUUGUGUGAAAUUGAAGGCUUCAUCAAGUUGAUGCCGCUUGCCAAACUUGAUGAAGCUGAUCUGGGACAUAUGAAGUGGCUAAAAGAAUAUCAAAAUCAUGAGGUGUGCCUGGCUGGUGAUGACGAACUCACAAUAGGCAGAAGUCGGCAACUCCAGAUGUUGUAUGAAUUUAAUAUAAUGAGCACAUCUUUGCCGGACAUAAAGGAUGCAAACUUGAUGCCUAAGUAUAUAUCAGAGUCCUCAUUUCUAUCCUUUGAUCUGCCUUUGUGUCCCAAGGAUAAAAGACUCAAAGGGUUAAACAUAAGUCUUAAAUAUACAACAUUAGACGCCGAGAAUUGGGCAUGGUUUGUUAAAAUCAGUACAACCAAUGGUGUUGAUUUGAUGUACAACCCCAGAGUCUUUGGCAAACCUGCGUUUGGUGAAGUUGCUAUAUGGUUAAGCUUCUGGCCCAUUGGAAACACAUUGGAAGUCGGAGAUAAAGUUAACGUAUCUAUCGUUGUGGUGGACGGAUUAGAAGUUUUAGAGUGUGGUGCAAACCUUGUGUACACUGAUGAUGGAGUUGUGAAUGAUAUCGAAUUAGUGGAUAUUCUUGAAGGAGGUGUGUCUAGAUUUCAACUGACCACAGGAGCAUACUAUCUUUGUCGCCGUGAUUUCUUUGAAUUAGUGGAGGCUAGCAAAGGAAUUCCUGGUUGGUUUAGCGUUUUAGUUGGAGAUACCAUUGACCAUACAGAGGUACGAGGAUGGAGAAAGACCGGGAGACCUCAGCCAUCAGAUCAAUCUUUUACAGAAUUGAAAGCUAUCUGAUGCAUCAUCCAUGGUCCUGAAUCGGUAAAUGUGAUUUGUAAUUUUUCUUUUUAGGCAUGAAUUUGUUACCUGAAUCCGAUGAGAUCCACCCCAUACAUAUGCAAUUGAUAUUAGAUAAGUAGGGGAAAGUUCUUGUACAAAUAAUCUUAACAUACUAAACAUACAAAUUGAAGGAAAAGUUAAAAAGAAAA
Helianthus annuus (common sunflower) is the source of this 2824-nucleotide messenger RNA. RefSeq names its product disease resistance protein RRS1-like. The record is from RefSeq and is a predicted model, not a curated record. The coding region runs from base 453 to 2633 and encodes 726 amino acids. Gene Ontology annotation, biological process: defense response. The transcript has 6 exons. NCBI's taxonomy places the organism in Eukaryota, Viridiplantae, Streptophyta, Magnoliopsida, Asterales, Asteraceae. Gene Ontology annotation, molecular function: ADP binding.